Molecule: messenger RNA, 2191 nt
Organism: Linepithema humile (Argentine ant)
Lineage: Eukaryota; Metazoa; Arthropoda; Insecta; Hymenoptera; Formicidae
Source: RefSeq, a predicted model, not a curated record
AGCCGUGUGUCCUUGCUGCAUCCUCCGCAUGCGAGCUUAUAAAGAGUCUUCGUGAUUCCUUUAUUCAAAUUUUUCAAGCAUGCCGAGACACAUUUCUUGCCGCUAUUUGUUAGUUUACUUGUGCGUGAGCGCGAUCCUAGCGUGUGGAUUGUCGCGGAGAAUUCCUAGACGAGCGUCCUGUCCCUCGUGCAGUCAAGAUUGUCCAGAAGCCUUAACCGUUCAGCUACCAUGGUAUCCUCGUCAAGAAUCAGUUCUGCAAUCAAGCAUCCCGCGAGAUUUUUCAACCAGCCAAAAUUCUCUUCACUCUCGCUUAAUGCAAGAACGAAUGUCUCAAGAUGUCGGCAAUAACAAUAUGUUACUGAAUGAAAAUGCAAUGUCCUUCGGAAACUAUAGGAGUUUGCCUCAACAAGCAUCUACGAGUGAAAAUUUUAUUUUCAAGUUCCCGGAAUAUGUAGACAGGCGGACGACCUCUCAGAAUGAUUUUGCGUACGAAUAUCCUCCCGUUUACGUUUCUCCACCGAAACAAUUUUUCGACAGGUCGGAAAAUUUGUUCCUCAGAAAUCCUCGCGAUCAAAAUUCAGAGUUCUCAUUAGAGAACUCUGGGAACUUCCAGGGCUACACAGAAAAUGAGGAUCCUGCGAACAAAAUGCUCGUUGUGUACCGCGCCGACAGAAACACAGAGCCUUCGGGGGAGAAUUUAAAGGACGCUUCUUCUUCGAGUUAUAUUCUGCCAAAAAGAUCCUUCCCAAAAAUCGAAAAUACUUUCCAGUUACGUCGACAAGACCUCGACAAGGAAAAAAGUAUGAUUGAGGAAACUACAAGUCCUGCCAAUCAGGAAUACGAUUUUACGUAUCUUGGAAAAGAAUAUUAUCCCACAAACUUCGACGAAAUUAAACCUAAUUAUAUCGUUCCUCAGAAAAUCCGAAAGCCGACAAAAAAUGAAAAGCUUUUCGAUAAUUGGGAUACGAAUGGUUCGUUGCGGUCUUCGAAUUUAAGACAGUUGAUGCAACCUGAAGAUAACUUUUUCAGAAAUCCUGUAGACAAGCAGGAGACGAUUAUCACCGAAGAAAAUAAUGAUUAUUUUAAUCAAAAUCCUUACGUGUCCCCUCAGGAAUUGAAUAUUUGGAAACCGUCAGAGAAAGAAGAAUUUUUUAAUAAUUUCAAUUUUGCACGCAAGAACUCACAAGAAAUGAAACCCGCAGAAAUGAAACGAUUACAGAAAGCUGAAAAUAAUUGGCUGUAUCCUGCGAUGAAUACCAGAUAUUUCGACGGCGAGAACGACGAGGAAUAUUUCGAAAAUGAAGAAAAUAUGAAUCAAGAUUAUUUUUACGACGACAUUGAAAAAGACACCAUCAUGAAAGAUAAUUAUAAUCCUUAUACCGUUUUCCCAGAUAUGAAUAUUUGGGGACCAGUGCCAGAUGAAGAAUUUUCCAAAGAUUUGGAUUUCACGCAUGGAAACUUGCAAGAUGUUCAAAAAGAGGAGCAGUUGGAAAUGUAUCCUAACAAAAAUAACAAUCAUUUCCAGAACGAAGAGAAAGAGAAUACAAACAUUGAUAAAGCUCACGCCAAUGCAGAUCAAAUUAUUCAUCCACGAAAAAUUAAUCCUUAUAUUACUAAUCUUUUUUCUCGAUACUUUGGUAUUUUAAAUAAUCUAAGAUAUCCUGCUGAAUCCUUGAAAACGCAAGAAUUAUCGAAACCUAAAAGUAACAUACAUGUGAAUUCUAAUGAAAACAGAAACAAAAGGCUCUUCAAGGAUGAACCCAUUACGAAUGACGCGCCUAAGGAUCCGGUUACUCCUACAAACAUUUUGUAUAUAAGGAAAUACAAAAGUCCUGCUGUUGACACGCAAAAUGUAAAGACCAACAUCCAGAAUGAAACUUCGACAAAAUUUGAUCCUGAUUUAUUGGACGAUAUUGAAGAUCUUCCAGCAGAACCAACCGAACCGACAUCAACAGAUUCUCCGAUAGAACUUUCUACGCCACAACAAUAAGAACUUUUCGAUGCUGUACAUGAUUUUCCUAUCUUUUAUUUAAGAAUCUUUCGGUGUCGAAAGCUUAUUCUUUAUUCGUCUGCAUUUCAUUUUAAUUAAAUUAUACUCUAAUACUAGUAAAUAUAAACUUAGCAAAUGUAUUUUUACAAGCAAAUGCUAAUUUAGUCUAAGAAAAUAUAAAAAUCUACUAUUUAUUAAUGU